AUGAUUAUACAACCUGUAAGUUCUGGUUCAAUAAAUAUGUCAGGUGAUAGUCAUUAAAAUGGACUUGAUCAUUAUGUGACAGAGUUGAAUAAUUAAAAUUUGAUGUAAGUAAGGCGACCUAAUGAAGAUUAAAUUCUAGCAUUUAUUGAUUUUUAAGGACUUAAAGUUGAUAGAGUUAAAUAACAUAAAACAGUUCCUGAUUAACUUAAAGAUAAUAAAAGUAUUGGAAGCAAAGUAUCGCAUUAGAUUCGUAGGAACAGUGCUGAUUAAUCUGAAGACUCACCUUUAAAGUAAUCACUUAGAGAUGAAUUAAUUCCAUAUGAUAGUCCUAACUUUGAACUAAAAAAGUUAGGGGAUACUGAAGAACAUAGAAAGAGUAAGACUGUUAUUAGUCCAGUUGGUUAAUCAUCUAAAUCACCAAAAAGGAAAACUAAACAUUUUUCAAAGAUUUUUUCAAAAAUUACAAAUAGAAUGCAUUUAGCAAAAAAAUUUAUCUAAAAAAUGAAAUAAUUAUCUCCAUUUUCAAGAAAGGUUAGUAAAUAAUAAAUGCAAAUAAUUUAAGAUUUAAGUUCUGACAUUAGUAAUCCAAAUGAGAAAUAUAUGAAUUAAAGUUAUAUAAAGAUGCAUGAUUCAGUGAAAUACAAAAAGAAACUCAGAAGAAUUAAUAGUCUUUAAGCAUUUAUAACAUUAAAAUCUUACUUUAGUAUUUGUAAAUAAUAAGUAAUUUUAAAUAAAAUAAAAAAUGGGACAAUAGAUCCUUAAGGGAAUUUUCUAUUCUUUUGGGAAUUGUUGAAAUUCUUUAUUACAUUAUCAUCAUUAUUCUAAUUAUCAAUACAAAUAUGUUUUAAUUUGAAUGUUUUAAAUUGGUAUUUUGUUGCAGAAAAAGAAAAUUCAUAAAAUAUAUUAAUAUUUAUGUUUAUUUAUUACUUAAUAGAUAUAUUUUUAGGAUUUAGAACAGGAUAUUAUGAAAAUGGAGAAGUAGUAAUAAAAUAUUAAAGAGUUGCAAGAAGAUAUUUUAAGACUUAUUUCUUUGUAGAUUUAAUAUCAAUAUUACCAAUUUGCAUUAAUAUUAUAUUGAUUUAAUCAUUUGAAAAUGAUAAUACUAUAAUUAAGAUAGUGAAUUGUUUAUCAUUUUUAAGAUCUAAUGCUUUAAGUAGAGUAUAUCAUUCUUUGGAAGGUAGAUUAUUGAGUAAUCCUCGAUUUGUAAUAGGAUAUAGAUUCUUAAGUGUAAUAGGAACAGUAUUUUUAUAUGCUCAUGUAUUUGGAUGUCUUUGGUAUUUAGUAGCUUAAAAAAACAAUAAUAAUUGGAUAAAUAAAGCAGGAAUAGUAGAAGAUUCUUGGUUUGCUCUUUAUAGUUAUUCAAUUUAUUGGUCUGUGAUGACUAUGACAACAGUAGGAUAUGGAGAUUUAACACCUGCAAAUUAUGAAGAAGCAUUAUUUUGUGUUUGUACAAUGUUUAUAGCAAGUGUAGUUUUUGCUUAUUCAAUAAAUACUAUAGGAAUGAUUAUUGCUGAAAUGAAUAAAUUUGAUGAAAAGAUAAAUGAGAAUAUGGCUAUUAUUAAUAGAUAUAUGUAAAGAAAGAAUUUCGAAUAAUCUUUAUAAUUUAGAGUGAGAUAAUAUUUAUAAAAUUUAUGGACUUAAGAAGAUAAAUUUAGAAUUGUUGAUGAGAAUAAGAUUAUAAAUUGUUUAAGUCCAACAUUAAAAGAAGAAAUUUAAAUAUGUUUAUAUGGUUAAUUUAUAACUAAUAUUCAUAUAUUUUAUAGAUAUUUUAGUUAAGAAUGUUUAUUAGAGUUAACUAAGAAUGUUUAAGAAUAUAGAGUUGCACCAAAUUCAUAUGUAAUUGAGAAUGGUACUCAUGAAGGCAUUGCUUUAUAUUAAUUAGUAAGUGGGGAUGCUCAUAUGUUUGUUGAUCUACAAGAUAGAAAGUUUUAUAUUGGUAAGAUGAAAUAAGGUGAUAUAUUUGGACAUGGACCAUUCUUUAUGAAUAAAUUGCAUUCAUAUAGUGUAAAGACUGAUAGUGCAUGUUCUUUUGCUUAUUUAUCAAAAUAAAUGUUUUUAGACAUCCUACAAUCACAUCCAGUUGAUUAUGUAAUAAUUGUAUAUAUUUAGCAAACAUAUAGGAUGAUAAUAGACCAAUGGACAUUCUAAAAUCAAAAAUUAGAUUUAGGAGUCAAAUGUAUUGGAUGUGGAGAAAGUGAACAUGAUAUAGAUUAAUGUAGUAAAUUACAUCUAAUGAUAAAUAAGAAAAUGGUAUUAGCAAAGCAUUUAUUUUCUAUUCCCAAUAAACGAUCUUUAUUCUAAAGAAAUAAUAGAAGGACUACUAAUGCUAAAUUUGGUUAAAGAUUAUUUGAAGAUGCUGUAUCCUUAUUUUAAGAGAAUAACUUUUCAUUUUCAUCUGAUGAAGAAGAACCAGAUGCUAGUCAAAUUGAGAGGACUUAUCAAACUAAAAUGACUUAAGAAAUGAGAUAUUAAGAACAUACAUCAACACAUAAAUCUUAAUAAUAAUAAACUUAAUAAUAUCAUCAACAAUCAAAAAAUGUAAGAUUUAGAAAACGUUCUAGAUCAUUGAAUUCUUUAAGUGUACAUUCAGAAGAAGAGUCUAAAUUUUAAAAAUCUAUAUCUGGAAUUAAAUCAAAUGAUUCUCAAAUAGAUAAAAUGAGUGGCAUUCCUGUUAAGGUAUAACAAAUACCUAGCUCAUAAUUAUCUUAAAGUUCAUUUAAUGUAUUUCUCAAAGAAUAUCCUAAAAGAAAGAUUUCUAAAUAAUAAGAUUCUGAUAAAUAUUCAAAUCAUUCAAUGGGUCAACGUCAAUAAUAAAAUUAACAUCUAUCUUAACCAUUAUUACAUAAAUCUAAUAGUUAAUCUAGUAGUGGAAAUAUACCAUAAAGUAGUAUGGGCAUACCACCAGUACCUAAUGCUUCACCUCCUUUGUUUUCUUAAGAUGAAAAAUAGAUAUUUUAGAGGAAUAAUGUUGAGGACAGUUUAUAUAUUACUUAAGAUAGAAAAAAGAAAUCUCAAAUUGGAACAAGUUAUUCAAACACUAAAUCUAUCAAGAAUCAAUUAUAGGCAAUUCCUUCUGUUGGAGAAAUUAAUGAAAUAGAAAAAAUUAAUAAAAAUCUUUUAAAAGAAGGUUCACAUACAUCGAAAUAAUUAUCUAUGCAAAGUAGAUCAAGAAGUUAAAGAUAUACUAUAUCAUUAAGGACUGAUAGUCAAAAAAUAAAAGAAGAUACUAAACAUGAUACAUAGAAACAUGAUUUUAAAUAUAGAACUGAUACUUAUAGAUAAUACAAUGAAAAUAGUAGUCCAUUAAAUGAAGAAUAGUUUCACAAUAAAUUUGAAUAAGCAUGCGAUCUUAAAUCAUAUUAUCCACAAUAUAAUAAAGAUUAGAUUAUUUAGAAAUAUAAAAGAUAACAACUCAAAAAAAUAACAUAUUCAUAUUAAUUAAAGUCAUGA
Molecule: messenger RNA, 3450 nt
Organism: Paramecium pentaurelia
Lineage: Eukaryota; Ciliophora; Oligohymenophorea; Peniculida; Parameciidae
Source: the annotation of a GenBank genome assembly